This is a messenger RNA of Xenopus tropicalis (tropical clawed frog), 2623 nucleotides long. RefSeq names its product protocadherin gamma-B2-like. Gene Ontology annotation, molecular function: calcium ion binding. Bases 164 to 2623 code for a protein of 819 amino acids. Lineage: Eukaryota; Metazoa; Chordata; Amphibia; Anura; Pipidae. Gene Ontology annotation, cellular component: membrane; plasma membrane. The transcript has 2 exons. The record is from RefSeq and is a predicted model, not a curated record. Gene Ontology annotation, biological process: cell adhesion; homophilic cell-cell adhesion.
GAAGAGAGACAUGUUUCUGUAUUAUCUGAUAGACAAAGUAUAUAUUUUAUUCCUCUCUACUCCCAUCAAGAAGCAAACUAUUGCCUAGAAUUUCCACUGGAUCAAACAUCCAGAUCAUCUAAAGGGAUUUUUUUCUGAAAUAAUUCAUAUAGAGGUUCUGAAAAUGGCUGAAAUGAAAAUCCAUCAAGCACCAACAUGCAAGGGAAUCAGAUGGCAAGUAACAUUAUUAUUCUUAUUCUCAUGGUUUUGUCAUUCAGUCUCUCUUCAGCUUCAUUAUACCAUUGUUGAAGAACUAAGAAAAAACUCUGUAAUAGCAAAUAUUGCAACUGAUCUUGGAUUAGAUGUUAAGGAUCUUAUGCCUAGAAGAUUUCGCAUUGUUUCUCGGGUUUCAGAAAAAUAUUUUUCUGUAAAUUUAGUAAAUGGUAAUGUGUAUGUCAAAGAGAGAAUAGAUAGAGAAAAAAUUUGCAAGGCAACAGCUAUCUGCAUCUUAACCUUUGAUGCAGUUGUUGAAAACCCAUUGAAUGUAUUCAGUGUCAAAAUUGAAAUUCAGGAUAUAAAUGAUAAUCCUCCAAUGUUUUUUCAUGACACCAUAACUUUAGAAAUUAUUGAAUCAACAACACCAGGAACUCAUUUGGUCUUACAAAAUGCAGAAGAUCCAGAUAUUGGCAUUAAUGCUGUACAAACAUACAAGCUCAGUGACAAUUCAUAUUUUGCAUUGAAUGAAAAGACCAGCAGUGAUGGCAGUAAAAUUCCUGAACUUGUAUUAAUAAAAUCUCUAGAUCGUGAAACACAGACCAUUCAUGAAUUAAUCUUAACUGCCUUUGAUGGGGGAAACCCAGUAAAAACUGGCACUGCUAUAAUAAGGGUUAUUGUUACUGAUGUCAAUGACAAUAUGCCAGUUUUUACUGAAGAGUUAUAUAAAGUGAGUAUAAGUGAAAACACUCCAAUCAACUCUACAGUACUUGCUGUAAAUGCAACUGACGAUGAUGAAGGUACAAAUGCACAAAUUUCGUAUUCCUUCAGCAAAACAUCAGAAAACAGCCUUCACACAAGUAUGUUUAGUAUUCAUACUAUUAAUGGAGAAAUUAGAACAAAAAGCAAUUUGGAUUUUGAGAUCUCUGAAAAUUUUGAAAUAUCAGUACAAGCUAAAGAUGGAGGUGGCUACGUGGCCCACUGCAAAGUUUUAAUACAUAUUAUUGAUGAAAAUGACAAUGCACCUGAGAUAUCCAUUACUUCAUUAUCUAGUCCUAUUCUGGAAAAUUCUACACUUGGCACUGUAAUAGCCCUGGUUGAAGUUCACGAUCAGGAUUCAGGAGAAAAUGGAGAAGUUGACUGUCAGAUUAUGGGGAGUGUGCCUUUCCAGUUAGUUUCUUCUACCAGUAGAUACUACAGAAUUAUUUCUAGUAGUGUCUUGGACAGAGAGAAAGUAUCAUGGUACAAUAUCACAAUUCUAGCAAAUGACAGAGGAAGUCCUCAAAUGCAUAGUAGAAAAGUAAUCAGACUUGAUAUAUCAGAUGUUAAUGACAAUCCACCUUUAUUUUUGAAAUCAACAUAUGUUGCUUAUUUGCCGGAGAACAACAUUCCAGGAGCCUCAAUAUACAAAAUACAAGCAUCAGAUCUUGAUCUUGGAGAUAAUGCCAAAGUGAUUUAUUCUAUUUCCAAUUCAAAUACAGAAGACUUUCCAGUUUCAUCCUUCUUCUCCAUUAAUAUAGAAACUGGAGUUCUCUAUUCCCAGAGGUCAUUUGAUUACGAGCAACAUAAAGUGUUUCAAAUGGAAAUAAUGGCAAGAGAUGGUGGAUCACCAACUUUGACUAAUAAUGCAACAUUAUUUAUCUACAUAACAGAUCAGAAUGAUAAUGCACCAAAAAUUUUAUAUCCACCAUCAGAAAGUAGUGUUUCAGCAGUGUUUGAGACAGUUCCAUUUGCAUCUGAACCUGGAUUAUUGAUCACCAAAGUGGUGGCAGUGGAUGCAGACUCUGGACACAACUCUUUGCUUUCUUAUCAUUUUGUACAAAUAUCAGAACAAUUUCCCUUUAACAUUAAUGAGCAUACGGGUGAAAUACGGGUAUUGCGUGCCAUUCAAGAGAAAGAUAUUUUGAGGCACAAAGCAGUGGUUAUGGUAAAGGACAAUGGAGAUCCACAUCUCUCAGUAACAGUCACUUUAAGCCUUGUUAUUGGAGACCAUUUUCAACAGAUAGUUCCCAAACUCAAUAAUCAGUUCAGUGACGGAGAACCUCCUUCUAAAAUGCAAAUGUACUUGGUAAUUUCACUUGCUCUGAUUUCCUUGCUGUUUAUUUUAACUGUUGUAUUAGUGAUUUUAUCAAAGUGUAAAGAACCAAAACCUCCAUCAGACUUUGGGGCAAUAAGCAAAAAUCUUUAUUCUCAAGUUGAUCCUAUGAUACUUUCUAAAUUUCAAAAUGGCACUUUGACUCUUCCCUACUCUUACAAUGUUUGUGUUGCUUUGGAUUCAUCAGAAAGUGACUUUACUUUAAUGAAAGUGAAUCAAAAUAUUCCCAUAGACAGUCUUAUCGACACUGAUGAUUCCGGAUUUGUGAGUGGAGAUAUAAAAGAUACUUUAUCUCCUAGCACUUCUUUGCAGAUGAUGUUUGAUGAUAUUUUAUAA